Molecule: messenger RNA, 2322 nt
Organism: Melospiza melodia melodia
Lineage: Eukaryota; Metazoa; Chordata; Aves; Passeriformes; Passerellidae
Product: E3 ubiquitin-protein ligase TRIM7-like
Exons: 3
Coding region: 374-1120 (248 amino acids)
Biological process (GO): protein ubiquitination
Cellular component (GO): cytoplasm
Molecular function (GO): ubiquitin protein ligase activity; protein binding
Source: RefSeq, a predicted model, not a curated record
UUGUGUGAGAAACAGCAUGGCUCCUGAUUUUAUCUCCAUUUGGGUGAUUUUCUCACCUUUUUCUCACUUUUACUCAUUACCCUGCUGCUUUAAUCCCCUUAUCUGCAGAUUUGCAGACGAAAACGCAGGGAAAAGAAGCAACCUGUUUGUUUUCAACUCUCACAGCAUGGUUUAUUCAAUCAUUUUGGGGCUUUAUUAGUCAUGCCAGGGCCCUUUAGCAUGGGCAAUCCCUUGUUUGCAUGCAAAAUCCCACACUGACUUCCAGAGGAAGAAUUUGAAGCCAUUUGGUGCCAGCUCUUAUCUCCCCCAUACACAUUUUCUCCAAGAUCAAUAACAAACUUCCCCUCUCACAAGAUUUCUCUGGAUAUGAGAGAUGAAUGUGGCUUAUCUCAAUUUUAGGGACUUUCCUCACUCAAAUAACUUUGUCAGAUUUGACUGGCGUAUGGUGGAAGCAGAAACAGAUUUAAGAUGGACAGAUUCAGCCUUCAGCCAGCUCAAGGAUUUGGGGUCAGGAAGAGAGGACUCUGAGGGUGCAAUGGCUUUCUUCCUCAAACCACGGCCAUGCACAUGGGACCUUGCCCUGGACUACCACACCGCCAAACAGUUUGAAGUGGACGUAACCCUGGAUCCAGCCACAGUGGGCCCAGAGGUGAUCCUCUCUGAGGACCUCAAGGAAGCCACCUGGGGCAGACCUCGAUGCCAGUGGCCUGAGGGUCCAGGCCGGUUCGACACAGACCCGUGCAUGCUGGGCAGCAAGGGCUUCACCUCGGGCCGCCACUACUGGGAGGUGGAGGCCAAUGGGCGCUUCUGGGCCGUGGGGGUGGCUCGUGAGUCAGUUCAGAGGAAAGGCCGGGUCCUCUUCAAGCCCAACACUGAAAUUUGGGGCUUGCAGAAGUAUGAUGAGCUCUGUGUGGCCCUCACAGCUCCCUCCCACACCUCUGUUCCACUCCUCAAUGGGGAGAUUGGGGUCUACCUGGAUUAUGAGGUGGGACAGGUCUCUUUCUACGCUGUCAGCAGCCGCCAACGCAUCUUCACUUUUCCUGCCUCCUUCAGUGGGGAGAGGGUCUUCCCCUACUUUUGCGUGCUCCUCUCAACCAUUAAACUGUCCCCCAAGGGCUGAUGCCCUGAAAGGAUCCUCCCAAAAGCUGGUUGCAUCACAGUGGUUGGAAAUGCUGGUUGAUGCUCCUCAACUCUAAUUUUCCAAGUCAUGAAGUCAUUUCUAACUCAGUUCAUGGUCAUUUCUUCAUCUCAGAUGUCUCUGUUUUGGGUUGUGCCAUGGAGAUAUUGGGUCUGACCUCAGUACGGCUCAUCUCAAGUUGCUAAAUUCAUGCAAAGCUUGUUAAAAGGAGCUGGACUUCCCUGAGCUUGAGCUAAAAUCUUCAUUUUUUUCUCCCAAAUACAGCUUCCUCUGGAAGGUUCCUUUUGCUGACCUCAGUGCCUAUGAUUGGCUGGGCUUCCAGCACAAAUUAAAAAUCUUGAUUUUUGCAGACUUUGUAUUAAUACCAGCAGCUAUUCCUCAUAUUAAAACUUAUAAUUUAAUAUUGUUUUAUAUCAUUUAAAUCCCCUUGUUAUCACAAGGAUGUGCUCACAUCCACUGCCCCCACUCUUUUCCUCUGCUGUUCCCUAUGCUUGAGACUUAUUUCCAAGUACUUAGCAUGUAAAUAUGCUCUAGAUAGAAUAAAUUUCUUUUUCUCUAAGAAAUCUGUAUUCAGGCCAUCACCAAGUUGCCCCAAACCCAAAAAGAGCCCCCAGAGCUGCCCUGCCACCCCACCCCACUCCCUCAGAACUAUCUCAUGUGGAUCCCCAAAGUCUGCCUUGUCCCAGAAACACUUUGUUGGCCUCUGGAAACAUCAAUAACCCCUUGCCCAGGGAUUCCAAAGUCUUCUUGAGAAUUUCUUUCAUGUCCCUAUGGUGCACCAGAUAUCUGGGAGUGAGAAGGCUUCCCUGCAGCGCCCAAGGAGCUGACACAGAGGUUUGGAGGCCGUCUCAUCCUGUUGCCCUUGCCUGAGCUCUGCAGCUCAUGUUUAUUACAAAUCCAGCUCCUCUCAGUGCUGCAGUGGGAGGAGCUGAGCCCAUUGUCAUCCAGGUAAGCACAGAGCCCACUACCAUGGAUCCGAAACCUGGAAGUACAGAGGACAUAACCCAUUUCAGAUGGAGCAGCAGGAAAAAGGAGAAAAGUAACAUAUAGGUUUCCCUCAGCUUCAGUUCUCAGGCAUCCUCAUGGGCACCAGCAUGCCAAAAUACUCACACUGAUCUAUUUCUAAUAUGAAACCCAAAGCUUUGCAAGAGAGAAACAAACUUAAAAUAAAAAAUCCAAACUUA